UUACGAAAGUGAUUUCAAGGUUUUUUUAAUCGUUCAUGAGUCAAAGUAUAAACGUGGUAAUACACUAUACAAAUUUAUUGACCCUGACAUUGUAUUAACACUACCUUAAAUAAAUUUAUAUACGCAGUUUUCAAUCCUGAAUUCACAUUAAAAGCAUAAAUGGCAUAUCAAAUUGUUAUUGCUUCUUCGUGUCAACGAUGAAUCUUAAAACAGAUGCACCGGAAUGUACAGAAAAUGAUAAUUUAUUAGAAAAUCGGAACGAUUCUCGUAUCGCAUGUUGUUCAGUACCAUCAGACGAAUCAAAUCAAAGGUAUAAUCAUAAUCAUUAUUAUCAUCACCAUCAUCCACAUCAUAAUCACCACAACCAUAGACGUCAACAACAAAGAUAUCAACAAGAUAAUUGUAAAAGUGUAGUAAGUUAUGAGAAAUCGAAUCGAAAGGGGGGUGGUGGUGGUGGUGGUUGUCCAAUCGGGAUCGUUGAUGGUUCGAGUCACGAUGUCAGCUCUUCAGCAACUCUUCCAUCGAUCGUCGUCAGCGACAUAGACGAGAACGAGGAGGAUCCACCGCCUUACAGUGCGAUUGUGCCACCGGAUCACGUCGGCUGGCCGUUCGUCUUCUCGACCCACAUCCCGUAUUCCGUGCACGCAACGCAACCCUGCAUAACAGAGCCGCCUUUGGCGCCCUUCCAGACACUACCCCUAACUCAAGCAUCGCCACCCACCGUACCUCUUCCACUACCACUACCAUUACCGCUACCACUACCACUAUCGCAAUCACAAUCACUAGCAUCAACAUUACCAGUACAAGCAAUAUCCUCCCUCCAGCAACCACUCACAACAACGACCAACCGAAUCGAAAACCCUUCCUCCCUCGAUCACCCCACCCCAAGCCUAUCUUUAACGCCUUACCGGUUUUUUAAGUUUGGCUCUCCUCGAUCCAUCAUAGGCCACCAUCGUUCUUCGAAUUUCACCGAUAAUCCUCCCAACGGUAAACAGGUUCAACGAAACUCUAGAAGAUACGGAGGAAUACUAAUUGCGGCUGCUGUCAUUGUUUUUCUAAUGGUAUUGUCCUUGAUGGUUAGAUUUAUAAUGGAAAGAAGUUUCUGGAAAAGGUGAUAGCGUUAAAUAAAAUAACAAGACGAAAAAAUAUGAAGUAGGUGAAAGAGAGUAAUGUAAGAUAUGCAAAUUAGAAUAAGUGUCAUACGAUAAGUCUACGUUUGCAAGUUGUUUCGUUUUGUUUUCUUGAAAAUUUCUUAUUUAUCGCAUUAGAUUAUUAGAUCGAAUGAAAUUUGAGAAACACGUAAUGAUCAUUUUUAUUCAUAUUUCAUCGAA
Messenger RNA from Polistes dominula (European paper wasp), 1331 nucleotides. RefSeq lists its product as uncharacterized. The record is from RefSeq and is a predicted model, not a curated record. Lineage: Eukaryota; Metazoa; Arthropoda; Insecta; Hymenoptera; Vespidae.